AUGGCUGAGGGCGGAGAAGGGGAAGAUGAGAUCCAGUUCUUGAGAACUGAUGACGAGGUGGUGCUCCAGAGUGUGGCCACCAUCCAGAAGGAGAAUCGCAAGUUCUGCCUGUCCGCUGAGGGACUCGGAAACCGUGUGUGUUACCUGGAACCCACAUCCGAAGCUAAGUAUGUUCCUCCAGACCUGUGUAUUUGUAACUUUGUCUUGGAGCAGUCCCUAUCAGUGCGGGCCCUGCAGGAGAUGUUGGCUAACACUGGGCCAAACAGCGAAGGGAGUGCUGACCAUGAGCGAUGGAGGUUGAUUAAAAGGGCGGCUCAGGGGGGCGGACACCGGACCCUGCUCUACGGUCAUGCCAUCCUCCUGCGUCACUCCUUCAGUGGUAUGUACCUGACCUGCUUGAAGACGUCAAGGUCUCUGACGGACAAGCUGUCUUUCGAUGUCGGACUUCAAGAAGAUUCAAUAGGAGAGGCCUGCUGGUGGACCAUUCACCCAGCAUCUAAGCAGAGGUCUGAGGGAGAGAAAGUACGCAUUGGAGACGACCUUAUCCUAGUCAGCGUGUCCACAGAGAGAUACCUGCACCUCUCCAUCUCCAAUGGCAACGUUCAGGUUGAUGCCUCCUUCAUGCAGACCCUGUGGAACGUCCAACCUACCUGCUCUUCCAGCAACAUGGCUGUAGGGUUUCUGGUUGGUGGGCAUGUGAUGCGUCUUUGCCAUGGCCAUGAUGAGAGCCUGACCAUCCCUGGGGCAGACAAGAAUGAGGAGGAGCAAAGGAUAGUCAACUAUGAGGCGGGUAAGGGAGCGUCAAGGGCCCGCUCACUUUGGAGACUGGAGCCUCUCAGGAUCAGCUGGAGCGGAAGCCACAUUCGUUGGGGCCAGGCCUUCCGUCUACGCCACCUCUCCACCGGCCAUUACCUGGCCCUGACUGAGGACCAUGGACUGGUCCUGCAGGAUAGAGAGAAGUCUGACACCAAGUCCACCGCCUUCUGCUUCAGGCCAUCUAAGGAGAAAGGUGACUCAGGCGCAAAGCGUGAUAUUGAUGGCAUGGGAGUGCCAGAGAUCAAGUACGGAGACUCUGUUUGCUUCAUCAUGCAUGUGGCCACGGGGCUGUGGCUGUCCUACCAGGCGCCUGACGCAAAAUCAUCUCGCCUAGGACCCCUGAAAAGAAGGGCCUGCCUGCAUUCUGAGGGCCACAUGGAUGAUGGACUGACACUGCAGCGCUGUCAACAUGAAGAGUCUCGGGCUGCACGCAUCAUCCGCAACACCACACUCCUCUUCAGCAACUUCAUAAAGGCUUUGGACAGUACUACAGAGGGUGAGAGCUCAGCGGUGGCUGGAUAUGUGGAGGAGGUGCUGCAGACGCUGGAUGACCUGAUUGAGUACUUCAAGCAGCCCGACUCGGAGCUAGAGCACGAGGAGAAGCAGAGUCUCCUCCGCUCACUCAUUAAACGACAAGACCUCUUCAAAGAGGAGGGCAUGUUGACCCUCGUGUCCAAGUGCAUCGACCGGAUGAACCUGUACGACAGCGCUGCACACUUUGGAGAGAUGGCUGGGGAGGAGGCUGGUGCGGCAUGGAAGGACAUUCUCAAUCUCCUCUAUGAGCUCUUGGCUUCUCUGAUCCGUGGGAACAGGAACAACUGCACCCAAUUCUCCCGUAACUUGGACUGGUUGGUUAGCAAGCUGGAGAGACUGGAAUCCUCCUCAGGAAUUCUGGAAGUCCUGCACUGCAUCUUGAUUGAAAGCCCAGAGGCUUUGAACAUCAUCCAGAGAGGGCACAUCAAGUCCAUCAUCUCCCUGCUCUAUAAGCACGGACGUAACCAUAAGAUUCUAGAUGUCCUGUGUUCACUCUGUGUUUGUAAUGGGGUGGCAGUAAGAUCAAAUCAGAAUCUGAUUUGUGACAACCUGCUUCCGAAGAGGGAUCUGCUCCUUCAAACCCGAUUGGUCAAUGAUGUUCAAAGUAUGAGGCCCAACAUCUUCCUGGGUGUGGCCGAGGGUUCGGCUCAGUAUAAGAAGUGGUACUUUGAGCUGAUGAUUGACCAGGUGGACCACUUUGUAACGGGUGAGCCAACCCACCUGAGGGUAGGCUGGGCCAACACCAAAGGCUACGCUCCCUACCCUGGAGGAGGAGAGGGAUGGGGAGGCAAUGGUGUGGGGGAUGAUCUGUAUUCCUACAGCUUCGAUGGACUCCACCUUUGGUCAGGCCGAGUCCCCCGGGCGGUGGCCUCCAUUAACCAGCACCUGCUGAACUCAGAUGAUGUGGUCAGCUGUUGUCUGGAUCUGGGCGCCCCCAGCAUGUCCUUCAGGAUCAAUGGCCAACCUGUUCAGGGCAUGUUUGAGGACUUCAACACCGAUGGAUUCUUCUUCCCUGUUGUCAGCUUCUCGGCAGGUGUCAAGGUCCGUUUUCUGUUGGGCGGUCGCCAUGGAGAUUUCAAGUUCCUGCCACCGGCGGGUUACUCUCCUUGCUACGAGGCGCUGCUGCCCAAGGAGAAGAUGCGUGUAGAGGCAGUGAAGGAGUAUAAGAGGGACCAUGAGGGGAUCCGCGACCUGCUGGGCACCACCCAGUUCCUCUCUCAGGCCUCCUUCAUCCCCACUCCUGUUGACACCAGCCAGAUUGUUCUUCCCCCUCACCUGGACAACGUCCGGGACAAGCUGGCAGAAAACAUCCAUGAACUGUGGGGGAUGAACAAGAUUGAACUGGGCUGGACCUACGGCAAGGUUCGUGAUGACAACAAAAGGCAGCACCCUUGCCUUGUGGAUUUCACCAAGUUGCCCGAAACAGAAAGGAAUUACAACCUGCAGAUGUCCAGUGAAACACUUAAAACCCUGUUGGCCCUUGGAUGCCAUGUUGCCCAGGUCAACGUUCACGCUGAGGAUGAUCUGAAGAAAAUCAAACUUCCCAAAGACUACAUGAUGUCUAAUGGUUAUAAGCCUACGCCACUGGAUCUUUCUGACGUGAAACUUACUCCAGGUCAGGAGGUUCUGGUUGAUAAACUGGCCGAGAAUGCCCACAAUGUGUGGGCCAAGGACAGGAUUAAACAAGGAUGGACCUAUGGCAUCCAGCAGGAUUUGAAGAGCAGGCGUAAUCCUCGCCUGGUGCCAUAUGCUUUACUUGAUGAGCGCACGAAGAAGUCUAAUAGAGACAGUCUGAGAGAGGCCAUCAGGACCCUGGUUGGAUAUGGAUAUGACAUUGACCCCCCAGACCAAGAGGCUGUCCAUGUGGUGGAUGAUCAAAGUCUUGAGACCAUACGCUUCUUCCGUGUGGAGCAGACAUAUGCGGUGAAGACAGGGAAGUGGUACUUUGAGUUUGAAGCCCUGACUGGAGGGGAUAUGAGGGUCGGCUGGGCCAGGCCGGGCUGCAGACCCGAUGUGGAACUGGGAGAGGAUGACCAGGCCUAUGUCUUUGAUGGCUACAAGGGUCGACGGAUGCAUGCGGGCAGCCGUUAUUUUGGGCGGUCGUGGCACAAGGGUGACGUGGUUGGUUGCAUGAUUAACAUGGAGGACAAGUCCAUGAUCUUCACCCUGAACGGGGAGCUCCUAAUCACCAACAAGGGCUCAGAACUUUGCUUUGCCGACUUUGAGACCGAGGACGGCUUCAUCCCUGUGUGUAGUCUGGGCAUGUCCCAGAUAGGACGUAUGAACCUGGGCAAGGACGCCAGUACUUUUAAGUACUACACCAUGUGUGGCCUCCAGGAAGGUUUUGAGCCCUUCGCUGUCAACAUGAAACGAGAUGUCACCAUGUGGUUCAGCAAGCGCCUGCCUACCUUUGUGAACAUACCUACAGACCAUGCACAUAUUGAGGUAACAAGGAUUGACGGGACAAUAGACAGCCCCCCCUGUCUCAAGGUCUCCCAUAAGACGUUUGGUACCCAAAACAGCAACAACGACUUGGUGUACUGUAGGCUGAGCAUGCCUGUGGAGUUUUACUCCACUGACAUGUUACUGGAAGAAUCGCACAAGCUCAGCCACCCUCCAAAAGAAGAUGGAAGUAUUGACUAUGGGAGCAUCACAACUUACUACCACUCGGUGAGAGUGUUCGCUGGACAGGAUCCUGCCACAGUGUGGGUGGGCUGGGUCACACCUGACUAUCAUUACUAUAGCAAGAACUUCAGCCUCAACAAGACGCGAACAGUCACUGUUACUCUUGGAGACGAGCGGGGCCGGGUCCAUGAGAGUGUCCAGAGAAGUAACUGCUACAUGGUGUGUGGUGCGGAUGCAGUUGGUUCGUCCGCCUCCAGUCGCUCCAACUCUGACCUGGAGAUCGGCUGUCUGAUCGACCUUGGCUCUGGCCUGGUCUCCUUCACUGCCAAUGGCAAAGAGCUGCCCACCACAUACCAGGUUGAGCCCAAUACCAAACUGUUCCCAGCCGUGUUUGUACGUCCCACAAGUGCAAACCUCUUCCAGUUUGAGUUUGUCAAGAUCAAGGAUGCCAUGCCACUCUCUUCAGCCAUCUUUAAGAGUGAGCACAGAAACCCGGUGCCACAGUGCCCGCCAAGGCUGGAUGUCCAGACAAUAGUGGCGGUGUUGUGGAGCCGGAUGCCCAACACCUUCCUCACUGUGGAGACGGCCCGGGUCAGUGAAAGACACGGCUGGGUGGUGCAGUGUCUGGAGCCGCUGCAGAUGAUGGCCGUACAUAUACCAGAGGAGAACAGGUGCAUGGACAUCCUGGAGUUGUCUGAGACUGAAGACUUGAGGAAGUUCCACUACCACACGCUGAAGCUCUACUGCGCCCUCUGUGCCCUGGGAAACACCCGAGUGGCCCAUGCCCUCUGCAGCCACUUGGACCAAUCACAGCUCCUCUACACCAUCGACAACCAGUACCUCUCUGGAAUGCUCAGAGAGGGAUUCUAUAACGUCUUGAUCAGCAUUCACCUGGAGACAGCAAAGGAGGCUCAACUCAUGAUGAACAAUGAGUUCAUCAUCCCUGUGACAGACGAGACGCGCUCCAUCAAGCUUUUCCCAGAUGAGUCAAAGAGGCACACGCUGCCCGGUGUGGGGCUGAGUACCUCCCUCAAACCGCGGGUCAACUUUUCCCCUGUUGGCAUUAUUGGCACCAAGCGCCAGCAGCACCUCUACAGCCCUGAGAUUCCCCUGGGCAUCCUGAAGGAGAAGGCCAUCAGCAUGCUCUCUGAGGCUGUGCAGGGCGGUGGUACCCACAUUCGAGACCCGGUAGGGGGCAAUGUGGAGUUCCAGUUUGUCCCCAUCCUCAAGUUGAUUGGGACCCUUUUGAUCAUGGGAGUCCUAAGUAGCGAUGAGGUGAGGCUGAUCCUCCUGCUGAUCGACCCCAACGUGUUUGGGGAGGCUCAGGAGGCAGAGGAGGGGAAGGGCGAGGAGGUGGCUGUGGUGGGGGAGAAGGAAGAGGUGAGCAGCAAUGAAGGGAAGGCUGUGGAGGCUGGGGAGGAGGAGACGAAGGAGAGUAAACCACCUAUUAAGGGUCUGCUUGAGAAGUCGCUGCCUGAGUCCGUCAAACGCCAGAUGUGUGAGCUUCUGCACUACUUCUGUGACUGUGAGCUGAAGCACCGCAUCGAGGCCAUCGUGUCGUUCUCUGACAGUUUUGUGGCCAAGCUGCAGUAUAACCAGAAGUUCCGUUACAAUGAGCUGAUGCAGGCCCUCAACAUGUCUGCUGCUGUCACUGCCAAGAAGACCAAAGAGUUUCGUUCACCUCCACAGGAACAGAUCAACAUCCUCUUGACUUUCAGUGCAGGGGAGGACUGUCCCUGUCCUGAGGAGAUCCAAGAUGAGCUCAAUGGUUUCCAUGAAGAGCUGCGACUGCACUGUGGAAUUCCAGUCGAGGAGGAGGAGGAGGAGCAGGAUACCUCGAUUAAAGGUCGUCUCCUUGCUCUGCUCUACAAGAUCAAGGGUCCACGUCAGAAGGCAGUGGAAGAACCCACUGAACAGGAACAGGCUGCUCCCACCAACCUUAAGGAGCUGAUCUCCCAGACCAUAACCAGCUGGGCUCAGGAGUCUCACAUCCAGGACCCAGAGUUGGUCCGGGUGAUGUUCAGCCUGCUGAGGAGGCAAUACGAUGGCAUUGGGGAGCUACUCCGGGCCAUGACCAAGACUUACACCAUCAGCGCUGCCUCAGUGCAGGAUGCUAUUAACCUGCUAGCAUCCCUGGGCCAGAUCAGGUCUCUGCUGUCUGUACGCAUGGGCAAGGAGGAGGAGAAACUCAUGAUUGAUGGACUGGGUGAUAUCAUGAACAACAAAGUUUUCUACCAGCACCCCAACCUGAUGAGAGUGCUGGGCAUGCACGAGACUGUCAUGGAGGUCAUGGUCAAUGUGUUGGGAGGAGACAAAUCGCAGGAGAUUGCUUUCCCCAAGAUGGUGGCCAGCUGUUGUCGUUUCUUGUGCUACUUCUGUCGUAUCAGCCGUCAGAAUCAGAAGGCCAUGUUCGACCACCUGAGCUACCUGCUGGAGAACAGCAGUGUUGGUCUUGCCUCUGAAGCUAUGCGGGGCUCCACCCCACUGGAUGUUGCAGCGUCUUCAGUUAUGGACAACAAUGGGCUCGCUCUGGCUCUCGAGGAGCCCGAUCUGGAGAAGGUGGUGACAUAUCUGGCAGGCUGUGGUCUACAAAGUUGUGCCAUGCUGGUUGCUAAGGGUUACCCAGACCUGGGCUGGAAUCCCAUAGAGGGAGAGCGCUACCUGUCCUUCCUGAGAUUUGCUGUCUUCUGCAAUGGUGAGAGCGUUGAGGAGAACGCCAAUGUGGUGGUGAAGCUGCUGAUCAGACGUCCAGAGUGUUUCGGCCCCGCCCUGAGGGGAGAAGGAGGCCAAGGUCUGCUGGCUGCUAUGAAGGAGGCCAUCAAGAUCUCUAAUGAUCCUGCCCUGGACCUUCCCAGCAGCCCUGCCGGAGUCACUACUGGGUCUGGUGAAGAAGAAGGGGAGGUGAUCCACAUGGGCAAUGCCAUUAUGUCCUUCUACUCUGCCCUCAUUGACCUGUUGGGACGCUGUGCUCCAGAGAUGCAUCUCAUCAACAAGGGUAAAGGUGAGGCGCUGCGUAUCAGAGCCAUCCUGCGCUCGCUGGUCCCAACCUCAGACCUGGUGGGUGUCAUCAGCAUCCCGCUCAAGAUGCCUGUGGUCAAUAAAGAUGGCUCGGUGACUGAACCAGACAUGUCAGCCAGUUUCUGUCCAGACCACAAAGCCCCCAUGGUGCUCUUCCUGGAUCGAGUGUACGGCGUUGAGGACCAGAGCUUCCUGCUUCAUCUCUUGGAGGUCGGCUUCUUGCCUGACCUUCGGGCCUCAGCAUCUCUCGACACGGAGGUUUUGAGUACCACAGAGACAGCCUUGGCCAUGAACAGGUACAUCGGCUCAGCCCUGCUGCCUCUGCUGACCCGGUGUGCCACUCUCUUUGCCAGCACAGAGCACUACGCAGGGCUGAUCGAUUCCACCCUGCAAACCAUCUACCGGCUGUCCAAAGGCCGCUCUCUCACCAAGGCUCAGAGAGACGCCAUCGAGGAGUGCCUGCUGGCUAUCUGCAAGCAUCUGCGUCCCUCCAUGAUGCAGCAGCUGCUCAGACGGCUGGUGUUUGAUGUCCCCAUGCUCGCCGAGUACUGCAAGAUGCCCAUACGGCUGCUGACCAACCAUUAUGAACAGAGCUGGAAGUACUACUGCAUGCCAUCUGGCCUGGGCAGCUUCGGUAUGGCCUCCGAGGAGGAGCUCCUUCUAACCAAGAAACUCUUCUGGGGAAUCUUUGACUCUCUUUCUCAGAAGAAGUAUGAUGCUGAACUUUUCAAAAUGGCCAUGUCAUGCCUCUGUGCCAUUGCGGGGGCUUUGCCUCCUGACUUUGUGGAUGCCAGUCCAGGUGCCACAUUGGAGAAGCAGGCUUCAGUGGAUGCACAGGGCAACUUUGACCCCAAACCCAUCAACACUGCCAACAUCUCCCUUCCUGAAAAACUUGAGUACAUUGCUAACAAAUAUGCAGAGCAUUCCCAUGACAAGUGGUCCUCAGAGAAGGUAUCAGCAGGUUGGAAACUGGGAGAUAGUGUGGAUGAGCAGGCCAAAACCCAUCCACUGUUGAAGCCCUACAAAGCUCUGAGCGAGAAGGAGAGAGAAACAUACCGCUGGCCAGUGAAGGAGUCACUAAAGAGCAUGCUGGCUAUGGGGUGGAAUAUUGAGAGGACCAAGGAGGGAGAGGCCAUGUUCCAACAGCGAGAAAGUGAAAAACAGCGCAAGAUCUCGGAGUCUCAGGCUAAUGGAUUCAGUCCUGCUCCAAUGGACUUGCACAAUGUCACUUUGUCUAGAGAGUUACAGGGCAUGGUUGAGGUGGUUGCAGAAAAUUACCACAACAUCUGGGCCAAGAAGAAGAAAACUGAACUGAAUAGCAAGGGAGGAGGGACCCACCCACUGCUGGUUCCCUAUGACACCCUGACAGCCAAAGAGAAGUACAGAGACAGAGAGAAGGCCCAGGAGCUCUUCAGGUUCCUGCAGAUCAGUGGAUAUGCCAUUUCCAGAGGUCUGAAGGACAUGGAGCAGGACUCCUCGUCCAUGGAGAAGAGGUUUGCCUAUAAGUUCCUCAAGAGAGUGCUGAAGUAUGUUGAUUCUGCCCAGGAGUUCAUUGCACAUCUUGAGGCUAUGGCCACCAGUGGAAAGACAGACAAAUCACCUCAUGACCAGGAAAUCAAGUUCUUUGCCAAGGUCUUGCUUCCUCUGAUAGACCAGACUUUCAAGAAUCACAGUCUCUACUUCAUGUCGACACCCAGCAAGAAUCUGAGCAGCUGCGGCUAUGCUUCCAACAAGGAGAAGGAAAUGGUCACCAGUCUGUUCUGCAAGCUGGCUGCUCUUGUCAGACACAGGAUUUCUCUCUUUGGAAGUGACUCGGCAAUGAUGGUGAGCUGUCUGCACAUCCUUGCCCACUCACUUGACACCAGAACAGUGAUGAAGUCUGGAUCAGAGCUGGUGAAGGUCGCACUGCGGUCCUUCUUUGAGAAUGCAGCGGAGGACCUAGAGAAGCUGCUGGAGAUGCUAAAACUGGGGAAGUUCAUGCAGUCCCGUGCCCAGAUGAAGAGUGUCACCCAGAGCAUCAAUUAUGUCACUGGAGCACUACUGCCCAUCCUCACCGCCCUCUUUGAGCACAUCAAAACGUAUAACUUUGAAGUGGAUCUGCUGUUGGAUGACGUGCAGCUGUCCUGUUACCGUAUCCUGACCUGUUUCUACUCUUUGGGAACGGGGAAGAACAUGUACAUGGAGAGGCAUCUGCCAUCUCUGGGGGAGUCUCUGGCAACCCUGGUGGGAGCCAUGCCUGUGGCGUUCCUGGAGCCCCACCUUAACGCUCACAACCCCCUCUCUGUCUUCAAUACCAAGACCCCCCGUGAGAGAGCCAUCCUGAGUAUGCCAGAUUCAGUGGAGGAAAUGUGUCCGGAGAUGCCUCGUCUUGAUCGACUGCUGAAGGACAUCAACGAUGUCUCAGAAUCUGGUGCACGCUACACCGAGAUGCCGCAGGUCAUUGAGGUGAUCCUACCCAUGUUGUGUAACUAUCUGUCCUACUGGUGGGAGAAAGGGCCAGAAAAUUCAGCCCCUGGUGCCCAGUGCUGCACCAUGGUGACGUCUGAUCACCUGAGCAUCAUCCUGGGAAACAUCCUCAAGAUCCUCAACAACAACCUGGGCAUUGAUGAUGCCCCCUGGAUGAAAAGGAUUGCAGUCUACUCGCAGCCAAUAAUCUGCAAGGCUGGAGCCGAUUUGCUGAGGAGCCACUUCCUGCCCACACUAGAGAAACUGAAGAAGAAGACAGUGAAGGUAGCGGCUGAGGAGGAGCUGCUAAAGGCAGACAGCAAAGGUGACAACCAGGAAGCUGAGCUGCUCAUCCUAGAUGAGUUUGCUGUGCUCUGCAGGGAUCUCUACGCCUUCUACCCCAUGCUCAUACGUUACGUGGAUAACAACAGGUCUAGGUGGCUGAAGAGCCCUGAUGGAGAUUCCACUGAGCUCUUCAGGAUGGUGGCUGAGAUCUUCAUCCUCUGGUGUAAAUCACAUAACUUUAAAAGGGAGGAGCAAAACUUCGUGGUUCAGAACGAGAUCAAUAAUCUGGGCUUCCUAACUGGAGAAGGCAAGACCAAGAUGUCCAAGACAGGUGGAGACCAGGAGAGGAAACACAAGCGACGUCGGGGAGAAUACUACUCAAUCCAGACUUCCCUGAUUGUGGCUGCCCUGAAGAAGAUGCUGCCCAUUGGCCUCAACAUGUGCACCCCAGGGGACCAGGAGCUCAUCUCCCUGGCUAAGAUGCGCUACAGUCUGAAAGAUACAGAUGAAGAAGUGAAGGAGCACUUGCAUCAGAAUCUCCAUCUCCAGGACAAGUCUGAUGACCCAGCAGUCCAGUGGCAGAUGAACCUGUACAGAGAUGUGGUAAUAAAGAGCGAACCACCAAACCCAGAUCAGACUGUAGACCGAGUCCAGAGCAUCUCUGCUGCUGUCUUCCACCUGGAGCAAGUGGAGCAGCCUCUGAGGAACAAGAAGUGUGUUUGGCAGAAGCUGCUGUCCAAACAGCGCAAGCGUGCCGUGGUGGCGUGCUUCCGCAUGGCUCCUCUCUACAAUCUACCCAGGCAUCGCUCUAUCAACCUCUUCAUCCCGGGCUAUCAGAGACUAUGGAUAGAGGCAGAGGAGUACUCCUUUGAGGAGAAACUAGUUCAGGACCUGGCAGUAAGUACUGGGCUCGCCUUGCCCUUGCCCCCUGUGCCCUGCGUUGGCACUCCUCUGCCAGUCCUGUCUGCCGAAUGCUUCUUUAGCUCCGUGCCUGUCGAGCCUUGGGAGCGUGCCCGGGUGGGGACCUCGCCCAAAGCACCCAGAGGCCCCCGCUCUAGCCGUGCGAAACCCUUCAAACAGAGAUCCAUCAGGGGUCAGAGGCUGCAUGACCAACUCAGGAGACACAGGGCCCGCUCCGGCGCUCACAGCUCUAGAAAAGCAGGCUAUGCCUUUCUGACGGCAGUGAAAACCCCGAUGAAGAUUGUGGAGGAGGAGCAAGAGGAGGAGGCUGAAAUGCAGCCAGACCCUCUCCACCAGCUCAUCCUCCACUUCAGCCACAAUGCUCUGACAGAGAGAAGUUACUUGGAGGAAGAUCCUUUAUAUAUUGCAUAUGCAGACAUGAUGGCAAAGAGUUGUGCAGAGGAUGAGGAAGAAGAGGAAGAGGAAGGGAAAGAGAAGACAUUUGAGGAAAAAGAAAUGGAAAAGCAAAAGAUCCUUUAUCAGCAGGCGAGGCUUCAUGCCCGUGGGGCAGCUGAGAUGGUGCUGCAGAUGAUCAGUGCCAGUAAAGGACGUCUGGGCCCCAUGGUGACCUGCACCCUCAAACUGGGCAUAUCUAUCCUAAAUGGAGGCAACGUGCAAGUUCAGCAGAAAAUGCUUGAUUAUCUGAAAGAGAAACGAGAUGCAGGAUUUUUCAAGAGUCUCUCAGGACUCAUGCAGUCUUGCAGUGUCCUGGACUUGAAUGCAUUUGAGAGGCAAAACAAAGCAGAGGGACUUGGGAUGGUGACAGAAGAAGGAUCAAUCCACUGUGAGCGGGGUUCUAAGGUGCUACAGAACGAUGAGUUUACUAAGGAUCUCUUCCGGUUUUUGCAACUUCUGUGUGAGGGGCACAACGGAGAUUUCCAAAACUUCCUGAGAACACAAACUGGAAAUACAACCACAGUCAACAUCAUUAUCAGCACUGUGGACUAUCUUCUCCGUCUUCAGGAAUCUAUCAGUGACUUCUAUUGGUACUACUCUGGCAAAGAUAUCAUUGAUGAGACUGGACAAAUCAGCUUCUCUAAAGCUUUAGCUGUGGCCAAGCAGAUAUUCAACUCACUAACUGAGUAUAUUCAGGGCCCAUGUAUUGGGAACCAGCAGAGUCUAGCUCACAGCAGAUUGUGGGAUGCAGUGGUUGGCUUCUUGCAUGUAUUUGCCAACAUGCAGAUGAAGCUCUCUCAGGACUCCAGUCAGAUUGAGCUGUUGAAGGAGCUGAUGGAUUUGCAAAAAGAUAUGGUUGUCAUGAUGCUGUCUUUGCUGGAGGGUAAUGUGGUGAACGGAACAAUUGGAAAGCAGAUGGUUGACACCCUGGUGGAGUCAUCUAAUAAUGUGGAGAUGAUCCUCAAGUUCUUUGAUAUGUUCCUUAAGCUGAAGGACCUGACAACCUCUGACAACUUCAGAGAGUAUGACCCAGAGUGCAAAGGCAUCAUUUCAAAGAAGGAGUUCCAAAAGUCCAUGGAGAGCCAGAAGCAGUACAGCCAGUCGGAGAUUGAAUUCCUGCUUUCCUGUGCAGAGGCUGAUGAGAAUGACAUGUUCAACUAUAAGGAAUUUGUGGAGCGUUUCCAUGAGCCAGCCAAAGACAUUGGCUUUAAUGUGGCUGUGCUGUUGACCAACCUGUCUGAGCACAUGCCAAAUGACUCCCGACUGGCCACCUUCCUGGAUCUAGCAGAGAGUGUGCUUAGCUACUUUGAGCCUUAUCUGGGGCGUAUUGAGAUCAUGGGCAGCGCAAAGCGUAUUGAGAGAGUAUACUUUGAGAUCAGUGAGUCAAGCCGUGAACAGUGGGAGAAGCCGCAGGUCAAGGAGUCCAAGCGCCAGUUCAUCUUUGAUGUGGUCAAUGAGGGUGGUGAGAGUGAGAAGAUGGAGAUGUUUGUUAACUUCUGUGAGGACACUAUAUUUGAGAUGCAGCUGGCCUCGCAGAUCUCUGAGCCAGAUGCGGUAGAACGACCUGAGGAGGAGGAAGAGGAUGAUGCACACAGCAUCCUGGAGGAGCUGGCUGAAGAGAAAGAGGGCACCCUGGAGUCUGCCUCAGCUUUCACCACUGCAUGUCACUCAGUCAAGAAGAAGAUCACUCAUGUCCGCCAUAUGGUUUCCAUCCACAACAUGCGCAAGCAGUUCAAGAAAAUCAAGAAGCUGAGCAUCAAGGAAAUGAUCACAGGCUUCUUCUCUUUCUUUUGGAUGCUCUUCACUGGCUUCUUCAAGGGAAUCUACAGCCUGGUCUUUGGUUUCUUCCACCUCAUCUGGUCCUCCAUGUUUGGUGGUGGUCUGGUCGAGGGAGCCAAGAACAUGAAAGUGACAGACAUCCUGGGCAAUAUGCCUGACCCAACCCAGUUUGGUAUCCAUGGUGAUGUGAUAGAAGGGGAGAAAGUGGAGGCUGGGGAAUCCUCAGGAAGCAUAGAUCUGGCCAUGGCAGCCCCGGCUGACAAAGCAGAGGUUGACAUGAUGAUGGAGAUGCUGAAUCCACCGACCAAGAAGGAAGGAAAACAUGCACUGGAACCUGGCCUGGGUGAUGUUUCUGAGCUGAGUGGGGAGAGCACUGCCGAUCACAAGAAGAAAGCCGCUGUUAAGCCCACAGAGACCUCAGAGUCUGAACCAGAGAAAGCAGACACAGAAAAUCAAGAGAAAGAGGAUAAGCCAAAGGAGGAGGAGUCUAAGGAGCCAGUAGUAGAGGAGAAGCCCAAGCCCAGAUCAGGUCAACCUAAGGAACAGGCACCUGCCUUCAUGUCAAGUAUCUUUGCUGUUCUGGAGGUCUAUCUGAACAAGAUGCUGAAUUAUCUGGCCCGGAACUUCUAUAAUCUCCGUUUCUUGGCCCUGUUUGUGUGUUUCGCCAUAAACUUCAUUCUGCUCUUUUAUAAGGUCACCGGUGAGGCUGAGGAAGAAGAAGAUGAUGAUGACCCCUGGGGUAGCAGUGAGGAUGAGGAUGAUGAGGACACACUUUUUGACAUGGAUGAGUUUGUGCUUCAAGAGUCCACUGGCUACAUGGCACCAACCCUUCGCUUCCUGGCCAUAUUCCACACUGUCAUCUCCUUCCUCUGUUUGGUCGGGUAUUACUAUCUGAAGGUUCCUUUGGUGGUUUUCAAGAGAGAGAAAGAGAUUGCCAGGAAGCUUGAGUUUGAUGGUCUGUACAUCACUGAGCAGCCCUCUGAUGACGAUAUUAAGGGCCAGUGGGAUAGACUGGUUAUCAACACCCCAUCCUUCCCCAACAACUACUGGGACAAGUUUGUCAAGCGCAAGGUAAUCAACAAAUACGGUGACCUGUACGGGGCUGAACGCAUCGCUGAGCUCCUGGGCUUGGAUAAGAGCGCGCUGGACUUUGAUCCCACGGCGGAGACGGUGGAGAAGGAAGCCUCGCUGGUGUCCUGGCUGAGCUCCAUUGAUACCAAGUACCACAUCUGGAAGAUAGGAGUGGUUUUAACUGACAAUUCUUUCCUUUAUCUCAUCUGGUACACCACCAUGUCCAUUUUUGGGCACUUCAACAACUUCUUCUUCGCCGCCCAUCUGCUGGACAUCGCCAUGGGCUUCAAGACCCUCCGCACCAUCCUGUCGUCCGUCACUCACAACGGCAAGCAGCUGGUGCUGACUGUGGGUCUGCUGGCCGUGGUUGUCUAUCUCUACACCGUGGUGGCUUUCAACUUCUUCAGGAAGUUCUACAACAAGAGCGAGGAUGAAGACGAGCCAGAUAUGAAGUGUGAUGAUAUGAUGACAUGCUAUAUGUUCCACAUGUACGUGGGCGUGAGAGCCGGAGGAGGUAUUGGAGAUGAGUUGGAGGAUCCAGCCGGAGACCCGUACGAGCUCUACCGCAUCCUCUUCGACAUCACCUUCUUCUUCUUCGUCAUCGUCAUCCUCCUGGCCAUUAUUCAGGGUCUGAUCAUUGAUGCCUUUGGUGAACUGAGAGACCAGCAGGAGCAGGUGAAGGAGGACAUGGAGACCAAAUGCUUCAUCUGCGGCAUUGGGAAUGACUACUUUGAUCGAACGCCUCAUGGGUUUGAAACCCACACCUUGCAAGAGCACAACCUAGCUAACUACCUGUUCUUCCUGAUGUACCUGAUUAACAAGGAUGAGACUGAACACACGGGUCAGGAGUCAUACGUGUGGAAGAUGUAUCAAGAGAGAUGCUGGGACUUCUUCCCCGCCGGCGACUGCUUCCGUAAGCAAUAUGAGGACCAGUUGGGCUAGAGAGGGCAGAGCUGCCUCGUGCCCCUAACACCCUAUCUACCUUCCUGAGAGAGACAUUUCACUGACUUCACCCUCUGACAGAAUCGAAACACAAGCUGGAUUUUGCUCUACUGCUGCUGCCACGGUGUUCGACAGCAUCAAGUAAAAUCAUUCAUUUUGAAUUCAGCCACACAGAGAAUACAAAUUCAAGACUGAUGACUGAUGGUUGGACAUUGUGUGUGUGUGUGUGUGUGUGUGUGUGUGUGUGUGUGUGUGUGUGUAUGCGCGUGUGUGCAUCCAAAUCCUUUUCCUUGUUAACGAAAAUAGUCACUUGCCACGACACCUAUUUUAUGCAAAUGUUUUUUUGAUUCUACUACACAUUGCCUUUUCACUUGCUUAACCCCGACCUGUUGCACAAUUUGUUUUGUGUAGAAGUUUGAUACAUGUGGAGGGUUACAGCAUGACAAGUGAAUGUCUGAAUAUGCACAACGAUUAAUGCCAGAAUGUUACUGUAACUUAUUACCAAACAAAUCAAAUGGAUGUGUGUUGCUGGUAUUGAUCACUAAUGCUGAUCCAAUUACAUCAAAUGAAAUGAGUGAGACCUGAUCUGCCUUUCAUAGCUGGUUUCAAUCUGUUGGAUGAAAAGGAGAAUUGCUGAGGACGGUUCUUCCAGGACCAUAGAUGACUCACUUAGGUGUUUAUCAAGUGCCAACGUGCCUUAUGAAAAACUAUGCAAAACCAUUUUUUGUCCCUCCUGACACACUGUAGUGCUGUAGUUCUGGAUUAGUUACAAACAGAUUUAGCUCAAAUUAGUUUUGUGGCUUUUAAGUAUAAAAAAGAGAAUACAUUUGUUGUAUAAAAUCUAGAUGAUUAUUGUGUAAAUGUUGCUUAGAUUGGUUUUGUUUCCAAGCUGUGGUGUCCUGCCUGCCUGCACUUCUUUCCACAGUAGAGAAGAAACCCACAAGCUGAGA
Molecule: messenger RNA, 15821 nt
Organism: Myripristis murdjan (pinecone soldierfish)
Lineage: Eukaryota; Metazoa; Chordata; Actinopteri; Holocentriformes; Holocentridae
Gene: ryr3
Product: ryanodine receptor 3
Exons: 108
Coding region: 1-14871 (4956 amino acids)
Biological process (GO): striated muscle contraction; intracellular calcium ion homeostasis; release of sequestered calcium ion into cytosol by sarcoplasmic reticulum
Cellular component (GO): calcium channel complex; sarcolemma; Z disc
Molecular function (GO): protein binding; ryanodine-sensitive calcium-release channel activity; calcium ion binding
Source: RefSeq, a predicted model, not a curated record